Messenger RNA from Durio zibethinus, 1950 nucleotides. Lineage: Eukaryota; Viridiplantae; Streptophyta; Magnoliopsida; Malvales; Malvaceae. The record is from RefSeq and is a predicted model, not a curated record.
UCUCUCACCUUACUUCUUUUGAUCCCUUGUAAACUUCUACCAGUUUUCUAUGGUAAAAUUGCAAACUUACCGGACUUGGUCAGCAGGGUGUUUAUUUAGUAGUUCAAAUAAUCACCGUUCAAAAGGGUUAUUUUGGGAAGCCUCUUGCUUGGUGUCCCCCUCCCUUAGAAAUAUAUUUUCUUAUGCUUUUCAAUCAAUGGGUGGCAGGAUGAGACGGUGGAAUACGUGUUUCGACAUAUGUGGUAUCCAGUUUACAGCCCACUUGUUCAUGAGAAGUAGGCUUUCACAUUGGAAGCUACUUCUACGUGGACCGCGCUCCAAAAGGGAAACAAUCCUGUUCACUUGGUUCUUUUACUAUUAGUUUACAUUAUUUAUCAAGAGACGUUCAAAAUCAUUCAAUUCUUCAUUUUCAGCUAAUUGUUAUCUGUAAUGUCUCUUCUUUUCGUUUUUUAAUUAAGCUUAUCAAGAAAACUGGCAUUGUCAUAAUAAUAUAUGGCUUCCACUGAGUCCAAAAUCUCCUUUCUUUUUUUUUUUUAUGGUUUCUGUUCACUAGAUAAUAAUACCUUCUCCAUUCAGUGAAUCAACUUUCUUUCUAUCUAAUGCGAGCUUUCAUUUUGAGUACUGCAACUGAGAACCCUUCCAUUCUUUGCAUUUACUAAUGUGAACUGUAUACUGAUGAAACAUACAUGUAAAAUAAAUUGGAGUAUCUUUUCGUCUCGUCGAGAUUCAUAAGAUAUCAACUGUAUUGGUAAAGACAAAUGAUCUUCAUUUCAAAUGUGGAAAUGCAGGGUAAUCUAUUGCUUCUGUUUUUGUCAAGGAGGGUAAAGGGGCUGGCAAGUGGCAACUGAAUACUUUCAUUUGGAUUUAACUCAGAUGAAUUCCUUCCUUGACCAGGUCUCCGCAGCCUUCACCAAAUAUUUUGUGUCAGUCUCAUCGGUUAGUCUUUUGCUUAUUUCCCAAGUUAGGCUUGUUUAUUUUGUCACUCUCUUAUUCAUCAGAAUCCACCGAGACAGAAGAAUAAGAAGAAUGGCACAAACAUGCGACUUUCUCGAAACAAAGAGGUAUGCUGUGGUUACUGGGUCAAACAAGGGAAUUGGGCUGGAAAUAUGUAGGCAGCUGGCUUCGAAAGGAGUAACAGUGGUGUUGGCUGCUAGAGAUGAGAACAGAGGUCUUGAAGCUUUUGAGAAGCUGAAGGAGUCUGGUCUUUCUGAUCAUGUGGUUUUCCUCCAGCUUGAUGUGACAGACCCUGUUAGUAUUGCUUCACUUGCAGCUUUCAUCAGGACCCAAUUCGGAAAACUUGAUAUCUUGGUCAAUAAUGCAGCGAUUGCUGGAGUCAUUAUGAACUAUGACAGUUUCGCUAGAGCUGUUGAACGUUUUGGAGAUUGGCCAGUUGGGGAGCAAGUCUGGGAUGAGAUUAUUACGACACAAACCCAUGAGCUGGCAGAAGACUGCCUGAAAACGAAUUAUUAUGGUAUGAAAGGAAUGGUUGAAGCACUUGCUCCCUUCCUCCAGCUAUCUGAUUCAGCAAGGAUUGUGAACAUUACCUCUUAUCUCGGAUUAUUGAAGGUUAUGUCCAAUGAAUGGGCAAAAGGAGUGUUAAGUGAUGUUGAAACCCUCACAGAAGAGAGAGUGGAAGAAGUUUUGAACCAGUUUCUUAAAGAUUUUAAAGAUGGAACGAUGACAACCAAAGGGUGGCCAACUUAUGUUGGAGCAACUGCUUAUUCUGUCUCAAAAGCAGCUGUGAAUGCCUACACUAGGAUACUAGCCAAGAACUACCCCAGUUUCUGCGUCAAUUGUGUUGCCCCAGGGUUUGUCAAAACGGAUAUCACUGGCAAUGCUGGCUACUUAACUGCUGCAGAAGGGGCAGAGUAUGCAGUGAGAGUGGCCUUGCUACCCAUUGGUGGGUCUUCAGGCCUAUUGUUCAAUCGCCAAGAAGUUUUAAAUUUUUGA